UUAGCUCGAAGUCGCUCUGAACCGGUCAAUACUCUGAGCAACGCAGUGGUGACGAUGACAACGACGGUCUGAGAGAGGGAGAAAAGAAGUAGAAAGGGCCGUAUGAAUGAGAAAGACGUAAGGAAUAUAGUAUAGGAUCGAGAGAGUGCGAGCGGACAUCGUGGCUACUCACAAAGCAAGCGGUAUUAUACGUGAACGAAGCGCACCCAGCAGCGUGAAUCUCUCUUCAGUAGUAGACUUGGCGUUCUCUGAAUAUAAAGCGUAUUAUACGCAACGCGCGUUGGUGUCUCCUCCGCGGAGAGUAGCACCGCGGCUACAACCACAUCACGACAUAGGAUUCUAGUGCACGUAAUCAGGCGUGCACUUGACAUAACGUAAAUGUUUUCAUCAAUUUGCGUGUGACCACAUUGAGAGAAGAUAAAUAUUACAUGUAAUUUCUAAUACUAGCAAGCUACUGAUCAUCCUCAACAGAACAAAAUUCUUGAAAUUCUUGCAAGAUAUUCAAGACAUGCUUUUAUUUCAGGACAUUCAUUAUUAUUAUUAUUAAAACACAUCGAAAGAUGGAAAUGAAUCGCGAGACUUGAGUGACUGUGACAUAAGUGUUGUGUGUCGGCAUCAAUAAGAUUACGAUUUUUUGGAGCAAAGAAAAGGUUGAGAAGAAGGGCGUGACGUUUUUGGUGAAAAGUUUUGAAUAAGAAGAGUUAAGUGCUAUCAAGUACAACCUUGGAAUUUUCAUUCAGCACAGUACUACCAAACUUCCAUGUGAAUGUGUGUUAAAUCUCAGGCUUUCUGUCAGAUGCAUAACACUGUGCUGUACACAUCAUGUGCAUCGUCUGACGACUGCUAAGCUAAUAUCUUAUCGCAUAUUUUUACUACUAACAAAUCAUGGGUUCUUACGUGUUUCUUCUCCUUCUUGUUUUGGAUGUUGUAUCAUCAGUAGAGGUACACUUUGAAAACAAAGAUAGUGGAUUUUUCUUAAAACACACACCUCGACAAUAUACCUCAACACGCGGGGAAAAUGGACAGAAUGGAAUACCAGGUGUUUUAGGAACUCCAGGAGCAUCAUCACCAACAUUGUCUAGUUCUAUUCUCUCGAUAGAUAAAUUUACCGUCUUCCAGACAAGUGAACCUGCAUCAGUAAGAGCCACGUAUGGACCAUUUAGUACAAAACAAACGGUUCCAGCACGUUAUAUAGUACCGGAUUUACUGGAGGCUCUUCCUGAAUCUGAAACUCGUCGGAACAUUACUGCACCAUCAAAUGCAGCAUUGAUCGAUGCUCAGGAACUAGGUGCUAGGCAUCUGGAUAUGUCAGCACAUUUAGUAGGUACAAGUGUGUCACGUGAUUUACCAGUUUUGCGGGUACUUUUUCAUGCUGGUAGUGAAGCGGGUGGAAGACGUCAACUACUUCCUCGUCAUCAACGUGUUUGUGUUCUAUUGCACGCGACAUUACCUGACAAGAAUCCUUUGACUGCUACUUGUAGUCCUGAUGGAGAAGAUGGUGUUUGUCUAGCUCAAAUUACUAUUCCUGCUGACUGGUGGCCUCCACUUCAACCCCCAGAUGCUUCUGGUCGGAUAAAAAUUUUUAAAACACCGCCCAAGUUUGUUCAAGUUGCCUAUUCAGUGUUAGAACCUAGAUCUGUCGUUCUCUCUGAUAAUGGUAUGAGUAGUGAUUCUUUCCCAAGCAUCCCAAGAACCCAAACAGAAAGUUUAGCAGGGGGUGGAUGUCGACCUAGAGUACAAAUACAACCUGUCACACCACUUGGGAAAAUUCCUCUUGUACCUAACAAGGCUGAUUAUAAAGAAGUUAAAGCGGACGAUUCUUUGACACUUCUUGUACCACAUGGACCUUUAUAUCCCAGGUCAAGACUUCACGUGCCAGUUUUUCUUCAUCCACGUAAUAUUGUCGCUGUUGAUACUACUUCAGGAUCAUCAGUUGAAGAAAAAGAUAUUGUUAUUAGUCCACCUAUUGUCUCUGUGGUUUUAAGAGCACGAGCAAAAUCAGGCGUGAGAAUCUUGGAUGCAUCUUCAAGUAGUUCGAAUUGGAUUUUAAGUUCAGACAUUAAUGCAAAAAAUACUGCAGCUACUUUUAUCAUAAAACGAAAAGAAAAUUCUUCUCGUGCAUUUAAUACUUCUGCUGAAGAGAUUAUGACGAUGUUACUGGAAGCGAGUGAAGAGGGUGAUGGCAAUAACAGCUGGGAUGAUGGUCGGAUCAUGUGGAGUGUUCGGUAUACUUUGGAAGGAGAUGAAAACGAUCCCACGAUGCAGACCCGUACCGGUAUGUCUGAACAGAUGCAGGUGCAACGUCAACAGCAGCAUCAUCAUCAUCACCAUGUCGAGAGGAGAAAAUUGGGUGCAAGGCUGGAGAUACAAAAAGAUGACAUACAGGCCGUUUUGCCAAUUUCUAAAAACUGGGAAGUGAUGAAUACUGCAGUAUUAACUGGUCGUCAAGUGUCUCAAACAAUGAAAGUUUUUAUUAUCAGCCAAGCAGGAACAGUUGCUGACGUAACACUUCAAUCAUCAUGCCACUCUGAAGAUGAAAGUGUUCUUAAGGUUUCCUCUUCAUGCAGCAGCGUCUAUGUAGAUGGAUCUGAAAUAAGAGGAUCUAGUAAUGCAUCAGUGCUAGUAAAAUAUGGUACAUAUAUAGGACUAGCAAGUUUUACAGUCUGGAUGCCUGAAUUCCCACUCGAAGUAACUGUGAGUGAUUCACGAUUAAGCCAAAUCAAAGGUUGGAAAAUACCGGAGGGUUUUUCAGUUUCGAAGAAUAAAAGAAGUCUAAAUCAGACUAGUCUAAGUAUCAAAGCUAGUGAUGCUCCUGAAAAAGUGAAAAGAAGUAUGACGGAAAUGGAUGAUAAAGAAGAUGAAGAGGACAUUGAUGACGUCGAUAUUGAGAGAUUUAGAGUCGACGACAGAUGGGACACUGUCAAUGCUAUUGACCGAAGUUCACUACAGUCUACUUGUCGUCUACGAUUUCAACAAAGUCCUGUUGAAGUUCAUGCAAGAUUUUUAGCCGCAGGACAUGAUUCAGGACGAGAAUCCUAUUUUGUAAAUCGUCGAACAUGGCUCAGAGUUACAGAUUUAGUGAUCGGACUUAUUCGAGUAUCUGACCCACGUAUUGCAUCUCUUCUUCAAGAUCGAAUUAUUCAGGGGCGUGGAGUUGGUCGAACUGAAGUUCAAGUUCUAUCUCCUAUCACGGGUAGAGUAAUAGGAGCAAAGGAGAUACGUGUAGGUAAUGAUCGAGUAUCUAUUUCCCGCUUAUCCGUAAAAGUUGUGUCUGGAUUACAACUUACCAUUAGCCCUGACUCAACGAUCGAAAACGGAUACAUUGCGGAGACAUCUGUCACUCGGAGACUUACUGCUCAAUAUCAGGAGGGAUUGUUGGAUAUAGAAAUAGAAUUUUCUGAUGGCACAAAGACUCCGUUGCGUGAAAUAGCAGUGAGUGACUACCAUCUGACAGUGGAGAGCCUUGACCCCGAAGUAGUAGCAUUCGCACCAAUGGUUGCUUCACAUCAUCCACGUGUGAUAGCAGUUGGAGAGGGUCAUGGAGACUUAUUACGUGUAACCCUUUUCUUAGCAGAAGCUUGUAGACCAGUAGGAGGUGGUAGGAGAUCAAAAGGAUCUUCAAGGACAAAUAAUGUAUCACCAGCACUAGCUACGGCAAUGGCAAAUGUUGAGGUCGAUUUUGCGUUGAGCGACCUUCCGCAUCGACCCGAAUUCGUACAAAACGACGGUGGGGGUACAGUUCAAGGUAUUUCCUCUCACCACCAUAGGGAGCGUAAAACUGGUCGCGAAGUCGCUCCAGAUCUGCACGAUAUUCUCAUUGGUGGAGUUGGCGGUGUUGGCAUCCGCCAUCAUAAUGGAAAUCACAUGACACCAUUAGAAAUUGGGAUGUACGUGCUGUUAGCAGCAUUCUGUUUUGCUAUUGUUGUCUUUGUGAUAUCUUGUGUUGUAUACGCAAAUAAAUUCAAGCCACAUCCGUCGGAUUCACCAAUGACAAGUCUCCCAAUGCUUGGUGCAGUCAGAGCUAAAGCUGCGGCAGCAAGCCAACUAGCAUCAAGUCGUAGGCCUCGUGAAUCAACGACCAAUGCUCACGACUGGGUAUGGCUUGGACGGGCGACACUUGAGCGUGCUGCUUGUGCUCCUCAACAGGUACGUGUGACGAAUAAUCCUUUAGCUGGUGAAAUCGAGCAAGAUGCUACAAUAGACUUAGGAACAAGUUUUGAUAAUCCGAAUCACAUUGAACUGCCAACAACCAGUCGUCCAACUUCGUUUCCUAUAGAUACCACAACUUACUGUAAGCGAGAUAAAGCACCAAAAAGUUUUGUUGAGCAGUUAAGGAGUUCAACUAAAUUCCAAGCGUUAGCAGUGGCAAAUACUUCAUCUCCGUACUAUGGAAAUGACAACACAAAAGACGUUCCUCCACCUCUACCACCUCAUGGUAGAUCUGUCGGAUUUUCAGCUAUAGAUAAUACAAAUAAUAACAAUAAUGACAACAAUAUGAAUAAUAAUAAUACUAAUAAUAACAAUAAUAAUAACAAUAAUAAUAAUAGCAGCAGCAACAACAACAAUAAUAAUAACAAUUACAAUAAUAAUAAUUAUCCUAAUAAUAUAAGUAAUAAUAAUAACAAUAAUAAUGAUGAAGAUUACAAACCACCAGUUCCACCUCAUCGAAACACUGGCGUCAAUGUACGUCUCCCAGAAACACCAAAGAAACACGUUAGAGUGUCCAGUAGUAAUCAUCAUGGAAAUCAUCGACACGCAAAACAUCAUCAUCACCACUUGGCAAAAAAUCACAAUAAAAAUAAUAUAAAAACAGAAAAGUUAUCACCAAUUGCUGUGGAAAAUGAAAAGAAAUUUGUAGAGCUUAGAAAUCCAGAAAAUAAAACAAAUAAAGAGUCGAAGACUGCAAGGGAAAUAAAGAGGGCGACAAUAGUUGGAAAUCCAAUGUUCUCAUCAUCGUCGUCGUCAAGUUCUUCUUCAUCAACUCAAGAUAUUGAAGAGCCAGCUGUACUUGAUGAUCUUAAUCUAGGAAUGGAUUACAAUCAAAUUAUGCAGUAUUUUGAUAACUUAAAAGAAUCAAAUGCCUAGGUAACAGCUCGGCUGCACAACUUGGUAGAUUGGGCUAAGUCCAUCUAACAUUCUCAAUAAUUUAAUUGACGUGCAGCCUCUCCUUUAUAAAAAAAAAACACAUUUUGUCCUUCCAAAAUUGAUACCAAUUAUCAACUUGAUUAAUAUAUGUCAACGGGAUUGUUUCAAGAUACUCCCAAGUGAGAACGUGUGUGACGUGAAAUGUGUACGUAUAGCUACGUAUUCAAAUGAGUCACCAGAAAUUAUACAAAUAUAAUAUAACACUAAUGUAUUCUAGUCAGCUUCCUAGCAGCACUUAAAUUAAUGCAUAUAUUAAAGGUUUUAACCCUUCACUGGUACUGCGACUAAAUAUUAUUAUUAUUAUCAACUGUAUUAUCAAUUAUUUUGUUAUUAUUGUUAUUAUUUUUUAUUAUUAUUCUAUUGACUAUAUUAGUAAAUUUUUUUUUGGAAAAGUAUGAUCAUUGUUUAGAUUUCAUAAUUUCUUUGAAGGGUGUUUAUAAUAAUGACUUCAUCAAAGACUGAUAAAAUUCACGAUCGAAUCGAUGAAGUUACAGAUGUCUACGUCCAAGUCAUACCAGUAGCUAGUGUUAGAGGUUUUUGCCAUUAAUAGUGCUAUUUUAAUUCAAGCAGUUUACUAUUUAUUUAAUUUAGUUAUUUAUUUAUUUAUUUAUUUGUCGAAAAAGACAACUCAUAAAAGUGAUAAAUAUAAUUAAUCAUUCUAGCAAAGUAAAUAUAAUUAUGGAAAUAAUUUUAUUUUUAUUAUUAAUUAAUCAAUUGACUUGGUAAUUGAGUGAAAUUGUACAUGUGUAGUAUAAAUAACGAGUAUCAAUAAUGACGACAAUAGCACAAUCAAUUACAAAAUUAAAUUUUUAUAAAUAUUAUUAUUAUUUUGAUGACUGAAGUAAUUAAAUACGCAUAGAGUAACGAAUAAAAGAAAAACUAUAACGGAAAUAUUCUUGUCUUUGAAUAAUAUAUCUUUUCUACAUGCGAGUCAAGAUAUUACUUCUAAAAUUAAAUAAUAAUUCAAAGAGAUUGAUGAAAAGAUACCAGUCCAGGGUUAAAGAAAAUUCGGUGGCUUAUUGUACGUAGAUUGCUAUAAAAACAAAAAAUUUAACCAGUUAAUAUCGAAUCUCAAGUUCUUCCGUUUUUAAGUGGUGCAAAAUGAUAGAUAAAUCAGCGCAGGGAUCUCUUAGUCAAUAAUUUUUCAAAUACAUUAGCACUUAUAGUUAUUUAUUUAUUCAUCGAAAUCAGUUGAGUGUCAUGACACUCUGGGUUUUUCUCAUCAUAUCACGAUA
Chelonus insularis is the source of this 6380-nucleotide messenger RNA. It is a transcript of the gene dtn, whose product is annotated as transmembrane protein 132C dtn. Lineage: Eukaryota; Metazoa; Arthropoda; Insecta; Hymenoptera; Braconidae. Bases 886 to 5085 code for a protein of 1399 amino acids. The transcript has 10 exons. The record is from RefSeq and is a predicted model, not a curated record.